AUGGCCCGACUCGUGGCCGACGAUGGUCCAAGAGGCGAUGCAGCCGAGUUCUGGCGCAGCGCAGAGUGGUGUCCCGACGGCACGAGCUUUCUCGCGGCAUCAGAACGACGUCGUCUCUCCCUCUUUGCCCUACCCGCCUCUCUGUACUCUGAACCGGCGUCAGUCGAGGAGUUGACGCCUCAUACCACUCGGAGCUUUCCCGCUGCACUUCUGAGCUAUGCAUGGUAUCCCUACGCCAGCGCAACGAGACCGGACACGUUUUGCUAUGCUACAAGUGUACGGGACGAACCUAUCAGAUUGAACGAUGCCCCUUCGACCAAGAUCAGAGCUUCUUACCCGCUCGUCGAUCAUAGAGAACGCUACUGCGCUGCACAGUCAUUGGCUUUCUCACCCGAUGGAACUAUGCUCUACGCUGGUCUGGAGUCCUCUGUGGCUGUCAUCGACAUUGCGCGGCCAGGCGAUGAGCCACUCGACUAUCUCGAUCUAGCUCCAGACUCAGGCACAUUCAAAGGGCCAUCGGGAUUGGUGUCUGCGCUCGCAUUCUCACCUCACAACCCCGAGUUGCUAGCAGUGGGCACUCUGGGACCGAUCCAUCGCAGUCUUGCCCAAGCGGGCAUCUACGAUCUUACAACCUCAAAGCUCUGCCUCACACUACCGCCGCGCUUAGCCAAAGCACAGAGAUCACAAGCACACCAAUACGGCGGCACGGGUAUCACAUCACUCUCUUUCAGCGUACUCGAUCCCAACCUGCUCGUCUCGACUGCAAGACAAUGCGAUCUCGUGCUCCUGUGGGAUAUCAGGAACCCGAGCCACCCGAUUGACGAAGGGACGACUACACGAGUACUUAGCCGCAACGGCAAGACAAACCAGCGUUUGGGCUUGGACGUGUCCAAACGAGAGCCACGAAUGAUGUUGGGUGAUGCGGAUGGCCAUGUCUCUGUACAUGAAGUGACCACGCAAGAGGCAGUGUAUGGAUUUGAGGCUUCUCGAGAGGCCAUCGGAUCGGCUCAUUUCCAUCCGUACCUGCCGCUUGCACUCAUCACAACAGGGGAGAGGCACUUCAGCGACUCACUUUGCAGCGAUGACGAUAGCGAGAGCGAGAACGAGUCAGAAGCAGAAGCGAAGCUUGCAAGCAGUCUACAGAUUUGGAAACUGUGA
Molecule: messenger RNA, 1158 nt
Organism: Mixia osmundae IAM 14324
Lineage: Eukaryota; Fungi; Basidiomycota; Mixiomycetes; Mixiales; Mixiaceae
Exons: 4
Coding region: 1-1158 (385 amino acids)
Molecular function (GO): protein binding
Source: RefSeq, a predicted model, not a curated record